GGGGUGCAGAGCAGGCGCACCUAGCAGAGCCUUCGUUUGCUGGCGUCUCCUCAGGACCCCAGACAUGAAACUCAUCAUCCCCGCCCUGUUGUCCUUCGGGGCCCUUGGACUGUGUUUGGCUGCCCCUAGGAGAGGCGUGCGAUGGUGCACCAUAUCAAGACCAGAGGCAAGAAAAUGCUCCCAACUCCAACGGAAUCUGAGAAAAGUGCGUGGUCCCUCUAUCUCCUGCAUAAGGAAAACCUCCCAAACCGAAUGUAUCAAGGCCAUCGCAGCAAACAGGGCAGAUGCUGUGACCCUGGAUAGCGGUUUGGUGUUUGAGGCAGGACUGGAACCCUACAAACUGCGACCUGUAGCAGCGGAGGUCUACGGGACCGAAGCCGAGAGACAAACCCAGUACUAUGCCGUGGCCGUAGUGAAGAAAGGCAGUGGUUUUCAGCUGAAUCAAACGCAAGGCGUGAAGUCCUGCCACACUGGCUUCACCCGCUCCGCCGAGUGGCACAUCCCUAUGGGCGUGCUUCGUCCAUACCUGAACUGGGCGGGGCCCCCCGAGCCCCUACAGGAAGCUGUGGCCAAGUUCUUCUCAGCCAGUUGUGUUCCCUGCGUGGAUGCUACACAGUACCCCAACCUGUGUCGUCUGUGUGCUGGGACAGGGGCAGAUAAAUGUGCCUGCUCUACCCGGGAACCAUACUUUGGCUACUCCGGUGCCUUCAAGUGUCUGAAAGACGGGGUCGGAGAUGUAGCUUUUGUCAAGGAGACUACAGUGUUUGAGAACCUGCCAGAGAAGGCUGAGAGGGACGAGUAUGAGCUGCUUUGCCCAGACAACACUCGGAAGUCAGUGGAUAAAUUCAAGGAAUGCCACCUGGCCCGGGUCCCUUCUCAUGCUGUUGUGGCCAGAAGUGUGAAUGGCAAGGAGGACAGGAUCUGGACGCUUCUCCGCCGGGCACAGGAGGAGUUUGGAAAAGGCAAGUCACCGGCAUUCCAGCUCUUCAGCUCCCCUUCUGGGCAGAAGGACCUGCUGUUCAAAGAUAAUGCCCUAGGGUUUGAGAGGAUCCCCUCGAAGAUAGAUGCUGGGCUGUACCUCGGUUCCAAGUACCUCACGGCCAUCAAGAACCUGAGGCAAACGGCUGAGGAGGUGGAGACGCGGCGCGCACAGGUCGUGUGGUGCGCGGUGGGCCCCCAGGAGCAGAGCAAGUGCCAGCAGUGGAGCAGCCAGAGCAUGGGAAACGUGACCUGUGCCACAGCCGCCACCACCGAGGACUGCAUCGCCCUGGUUCUGAAAGGAGAAGCCGAUGCUAUGAGUUUGGAUGGAGGAUUUAUCUACGUUGCGGGCAAAUGUGGUUUGGUGCCUGUCCUGGCAGAGAGCCAAAAAUCUGAAAAUAGCAAUAAUAUGAACUGUGUGGAUAGACCCGUGGAAGGGUAUCGUGCUGUGGCGGUCGUCAGGAGAUCAAAUGCUGAUAUUACCUGGAAUUCUGUGAGAGGGAAGAAGUCCUGCCACACGGCUGUGGGCAGGACCGCAGGCUGGAAUAUCCCCAUGGGCCUGCUCUUCAACCAGACAGGCUCCUGCAAAUUUGAUGAAUUCUUUAGUCAAAGCUGUGCCCCUGGGUCAGACCCGAGCUCCAGUCUCUGUGCACUGUGUAUUGGCAACGAGGCGGGCCAGAACAAGUGUGCGCCCAACAGCAAUGAGAGAUACUAUAGCUACGCCGGGGCUUUCAGGUGCCUGGCUGAGAAUGCUGGAGAUGUUGCAUUUGUGAAAGAUUCCACUGUCUUGGAGAACACGAAUGGAAGGAGCACUGAAGAGUGGGCUAGGAAUUUGAACCUGGCGGACUUUGAGCUUCUGUGCCUUGAUGGCACCCGGAAGCCUGUGACUGAAGCUGAGAGCUGCCACCUGGCCAAGGCCCCAAAUCAUGGUGUGGUAUCUCAGAGAGAGAAGGUAGAACACGUGGAAAAGGUGCUGCUCAAACAACAGGCGAAGUUUGGAAGAAAUGGAUCAGACUGUCCGGACAAGUUUUGUUUGUUCCGGUCCGAAACCAGAAACCUUCUGUUCAAUGACAACACCGAGUGUCUGGCCAAACUCCAUGGCAAAACGACAUACGAAACAUAUUUGGGACAAGAGUAUGUCACUGCUGUUGCUAAUCUGAGACAAUGCUCCAGCUCCCCGCUUCUGGAAGCCUGCGCCUUCCUGAGGAGGUAAAACCCAAGAAGGUGGCCCAUGCUCCCCCAGGGAGCCCCAGCCCUUCCCUGCGCCCGGCCCCCAGCCCCAGGCACGCUGGGGCCUUUUUCUCCCGUCCUGAGGUGCAGUUUCCCAGUCACAUCUGCUUUCACGUUUCCCUGCUGUCAUCUUAGCAAGAAAUAAAAUCAGAAAUGCUGUUGCUUUUCA
Messenger RNA from Hipposideros armiger (great roundleaf bat), 2377 nucleotides. It is a transcript of the gene LTF, whose product is annotated as lactotransferrin. Lineage: Eukaryota; Metazoa; Chordata; Mammalia; Chiroptera; Hipposideridae. The transcript is spliced from 17 exons. Gene Ontology annotation, cellular component: early endosome; plasma membrane; extracellular region. The record is from RefSeq and is a predicted model, not a curated record. Gene Ontology annotation, biological process: iron ion transport; antibacterial humoral response. The coding region runs from base 65 to 2191 and encodes 708 amino acids.